CGGGGAGUAACGUAUUGAAAAAUAGUAGCGCAAUAUGUCACGUGGUUUUUGAAACUUUAAAGCCAAUAGCAAGUCAAUGAUGGGUCAGAUUUGACAUAGAGUGGUAUCAGCGCGGGUCGUGACAGUAUCGGUAAGCGAUAGGAAUAUUGAAAUAGUAUCUGAAGACCGGAACCGGUAACCUAAGUCCAACAUAAUGUACACUCGACUUCUUGCAACACACAUAUUGACAACUUUAAUCAUCAGUUUAUCCCUUGGCGAAGAACAUAAAACGAACACAGAUAAUGGCAUAGAUCGCGUACGUCGUGAUUUGGUGGAACCGAAUGAUGGAGUCUCAGAGGAAACAUUUGAUCCAGAUGAAGACAUUGACAUGGAAAAGAAAUGGUCAGAACGGCCGAAGUACAAGACGUUCGAUUCACUAGCAAGUAGUUUGAUCAAACGUUUCGGUGAUGGUCGUAGCUUCGAUUCUCUUGCCAGUGGGUUAAUCGGUAAACGCUAUGGGGAUGGUCGCAGCUUUGAUACGCUAGCUAGCGGAUUAAUUGGUAAACGCUAUGGAGACGGUCGCAGCUUUGAUACACUAGCAAGCGGGUUAAUAGGUAAACGCUAUGGAGAUGGUCGCAGCUUUGACACUCUAGCUAGCGGGCUGAUUGGAAAACGCAGUGACGGUCGUUAUGGUAGCAGCUAUUUUGACUCGCUUGCCAGUGGUCUUGUUGGCAAGCGGUACGACGGACGGACGUUCGACCAGCUAGCAAGCGGCCUUGUAGGUAAAAGACCGUGGGACGAGAAACGGUACCGGCACUUUGACAGCCUUGCUAGCAGCUUGAUCGGGAAACGGGCCUACGAGUCUUCUGAAGAAGAGGAAAUGAUGUCAAAACGGGCGUUUUAUCCUCGUUGGAGAUCUGGAAACAUUAAACGACGGCCAUUCGACAUGUUGGCUAGCUCACUGAUUCAAUGAUGUAUAAGCUAUACGCGUAAUUGACUCUUUUUGUAGAAAUUAAAAUACUUUCUGAUACUAAAGUUUGUGCUAAACAAAUAUGAUAUAUGCCACUUUUGGAAUAGAAGAAAUUAAGCCUUCUUAAUUAUAAUAUUCUUCAUAUUGUCAUGAUUCAUACAUAUUUUUAAAGUUCUAUGCCAUCGAGGUUUGCGAGUAUGAAUCUCAAUAAAAUGAAUAUAACAAACAUAAACAAUAUUGAUGCUGACUUCUUAAAAUCUCCCAUGUUGAUUUUGUAUGGCAUAUCUUUUGACAUCUAUAGUUUAUAUUUAAAAAGCGCUGCCUUUGGAGAAACAUUAGGGUAAAGUGUGUGUUUUAAAGGGAAGUUUCUAUAUUACUUAUAUUUUACAAAAAAUAAAAACAUAUACGAACUCA
Dreissena polymorpha is the source of this 1363-nucleotide messenger RNA. Its product is annotated as LWamide neuropeptides-like. The transcript has 3 exons. The record is from RefSeq and is a predicted model, not a curated record. Lineage: Eukaryota; Metazoa; Mollusca; Bivalvia; Myida; Dreissenidae. Bases 194 to 952 code for a protein of 252 amino acids.